GACAGCAGUCCAGGAAUUCGAAUUGAAGAAGGAAGUUAUAGCAAAAAAACAGCUACAGAAAAAGCUAGUAUUAGGCCUGAAAGUGCCCAAGGAACAGGGACGAAAAUUCCAGAAGCGACUGACCAAAAGACUGAGUCCACUCUUCCCCAGGAAGGUAUCCUGACCGUUGCGGAUGUCGGAGUUGUCGAUGCAGUCGAGAAGCACAGUUCUGAAGAAUCAAUUCCCGAUUUGGUUGGUGAUAGCGACGACGACGACGACGAUACGCCUGUC
This is a messenger RNA of Gongylonema pulchrum, 270 nucleotides long. The record is from the annotation of a GenBank genome assembly. Lineage: Eukaryota; Metazoa; Nematoda; Chromadorea; Rhabditida; Gongylonematidae.